Molecule: messenger RNA, 3195 nt
Organism: Anopheles cruzii
Lineage: Eukaryota; Metazoa; Arthropoda; Insecta; Diptera; Culicidae
Gene: ema
Product: protein CLEC16A homolog
Exons: 10
Biological process (GO): endosomal transport; endosome to lysosome transport; regulation of autophagosome maturation
Cellular component (GO): endolysosome membrane; late endosome
Source: RefSeq, a predicted model, not a curated record
GCGAGCUCCAAUAUCUCAGUUAGCCGCAAUGUUUCGCAGCCGUAGUUGGUUCGGUGGCGGUUGGAACCGUCCCAAGAACCGUCUGUCGCUCGAUCAUCUAAAAUAUCUGUACAGCGUGCUGGAACGUAAUACGACCGUCUCGGAGAGCAAUCGUGGUCUGCUGGUGGAAUCGUUGCGUUCGAUUGCGGAAAUUCUCAUCUGGGGCGAUCAGAAUGAUUCGUCCGUGUUCGAUUUCUUCCUGGAGAAGAACAUGCUCUCGUACUUCCUGCAUAUCAUGCGCCAGAAGAGUGGAGGUUCCAGCUUCGUUUGCGUGCAGCUCCUGCAAACGCUAAACAUUCUGUUCGAAAACAUACGAAACGAAACUUCUCUCUAUUAUUUACUCAGCAAUAAUUUGGUCAAUUCGAUCAUCGUCCACAAGUUUGACUUCUCCGACGAGGACGUGAUGGGUUACUAUAUUCUGUUCCUGAAAACACUCAGCCUCAAGCUGAACACGCACACGAUACACUUCUUCUACAACGAGCACACGAACGAUUUUCCGCUUUACACGGAAGGGAUCAAAUUCUUCAACCACCCCGAGUCGAUGGUCCGUAUCGCAGUGCGUACGAUCACACUGAACGUCUACCGGGUGCAGAAUCCGAACAUGCUGCAGUUUAUACGGGACAAGACGGCCGCCCCGUACUUCAGCAAUCUCGUUUGGUUCAUUGGCAAGCACAUCCUCGAGCUCGAUGCGUGCGUUCGAAAUGACAUUGACCACCAAUCGCAGCACCGACUGGCGAAUCUCGUGGCGGAACACUUGGAUCAUCUUCACUACCUGAACGACAUUCUCUGUCUCGAUAUACCCGACCUGAAUGCGGUGCUGACCGAGCAUCUGCUGCACAAGCUGUUCGUGCCGUUGUACAUAUUCUCGCUCACACCAUCGCCACCGAUUUCGAUGGCCGUCGUGACCCGUAAUCUGGCGGCUGUCCUCAACAAGGUGGUCGAUAUUGACAUCAAGGAGAUGAACAAUCCGCGUGUUGCCAGCGUCGUGGCACUGUUUCUGCUGUCGCUCGUCUUUCUGGUGAUCACGCACCGCCCGCUGAUUAAUGCCCUCACGUGGGUCAUCCUGAAUGCCGAUCACACCGUGUUCAAGGAGGGAGCCGCACAGGUGUUGAACGCCUACAUCGAUAACCGAGAGGUGGUGGCACUCGGGUUCGGUCAACCGGUUGAAAGUUUGGAGGAAGCGCUAGAAAGUACGGUGGCGACGGGUUCGGGUUACGGAGCUGAUCAUGCGGGUGACGAAACGAGUCCGAAGAGUCCAAAAAGUAGCAGCAGCAGUAGCGGCAACAGUGAUUCCCCUAGUCCACCGACCCUUUCCGAGGAGAUCGAGAAGGUCAACAUAACCGAUGAGGAGAAGGAAAAGUUACUGCUCAAUGCGUACCGCACACCGGAGACGAACCGUCCCUUCCUCGACAUGGUUCUAUCGUCGUUGGAGUGCGUCGAAAAUGACUAUCACGCACUGCUGGCACUGUGUUUGCUGUACGCGUUGGCCAACAAUAAAGGUGUCAACGCCGAAUGGCUGGAGAUCGUGUUGAACCGUUCGUCGCCCAUCAACCGCACGCAGUACAAUGUGAUACUGAUCGAGAAGUUGUUGCAGAUCGUCAACAUUUCCAGUCAACCAUCCUGUCGAAUACGUUUGGUAACAACGGAACUAGGGUUGAAGCUUCUCGCGCAGAUUGUCGGGGCUGGCGAGGAUUCAAGCGCCGUCCCGGAGGAAUACCGAGUGGCACUGAAUCAGGCGCGCAAUCAAGCGAUGAAUGUGUUGAAAAAUUUCUACAAAUCCGAAGACAUAUUUCUGGACCUAUUCGAGGAUGAGUACAACGAGAUGCUAAAAUCGACGUUGAAUGUGGAAUUUCUUUGCAACGAUUCCGCCAUCCUGCUGCCACCGACCGGCACACCCCUGACGGGGAUCAGUUUCACGCGUCGGCUACCGUGUGGUGAGGUGGAAAAGGCUCGCCGUGCCAUUCGUGUGUUCUUUCUGCUGCGACGCAUGUGUCAGACGAUUACCGGCGAGCGGGAAACACUUCUUCCUCUAACCAAUUCGGCUCAGUGUGUUCAGUUAGAUAAUGCGCUCGAUCUGAAUAAUAGCGAUCUGAUCGCUUGCACCGUGGUGAUGCGUGACGGAACCAAGUACCGUCGGUUUCUGGUGAUGGAUAUCCUGCAGCUGAUACUGGUCGAGCCGGACAGUAAACGGUUAGGUUGGGGUGUGGCCAAGUUCGUUGGCUUCUUGCAGGACGUUGAGGUGAACGGUGACAAGGAGGAUUCUCGAAGUCUGCACCUGACCAUCCACCGGGGAGGGGCCACCAACAACCGGACACCCAUUCUGUCGGCCAAGUUCCUGUUCGAUGAUCACAUCCGGUGUAUGGCAGCGAAGCAACGGCUUACGAAGGGGCGUAGCAAAGCGCGCCAGAAGAAAAUGUUUCAAAUUGCCCAGCUGCUCGAAAUUCCUGGCCAGCUGAGUGAGUCGACGUUUCCCUCGCUCACGGGUGGGGCGACCGGUGGACCAGGAUCCCGUCACGGUGGCAGUGCACGACGUCAAGCAGGCGAGCACAGGCCACUAUUCUCCACCAGCAACCGUGUGCCAGGUGUUGCAGCCGCUUUGCGCCGAGACAGUAUGCCCUCCGGAAGCGUCGUUAGUCGCGUACAGAUCAGUGCGAGUCGCUCAACCGAAUGACCGCGAUCGGAAGAGAUUCCACUGGAAGAUUUUCGUCGCUCGCAAAACUCCAGUCCUGUGUCACGCGGUUCCUCUAAUAAUCCUUCGCGUGCGCAUACCCCGCUACGCCUCACGAUGGAACCGCUGAGUCUGGCCACCGUUACAGGUAGUGGUGGAGGUGGUGGUCUUGGCAUUACGAACGCAAAUGGCAGUGGAAAUGGUAACAUCCUCACCGUAACCCUUAAGGAUCAGCCCAUUCCCAUCACUUUUCCGGUGGCUAGUGCUGCUGUUGGUGUUAGUGGAGCAGCAGCCCCAGCAACAGGGUCCACCGCCCUUCCACCCUCGACUGCGGCUCCGUCGGAGGAACUAAGCCCGACAUCGGAAGAAACGUCGUUUAUUGCGAACGAGGAGCGGCAAAAGAAGCGUGGUGUAAUCGAAACUGUGUAAACCGGCGAAGCUUACACAAAGAUGGUUUCUUCUUCUUUUGUAUUGAUUUGCGUUGUUAU